AUGAAAACUGCUGCCAAAGUUGAUCUGUGCUCAUUAUUGGGAUCCAUUGGAUAUCUACCAAGUAUCUACUGGGCCCUUGCAUGUGCUGGAACACCGGAACAAGACUCCCUCUCCUAUACAUUUUCAAGAGGAAAGACAAUUGACGUUGGGCAAUGGGCAAUGGGCAAUGGGCAAUGGGCAAUGGGCAAUGAGCAAUGA
Botrytis sinoallii is the source of this 198-nucleotide messenger RNA. RefSeq lists its product as uncharacterized. The transcript has 2 exons. The record is from RefSeq and is a predicted model, not a curated record. Bases 1 to 198 code for a protein of 65 amino acids. NCBI's taxonomy places the organism in Eukaryota, Fungi, Ascomycota, Leotiomycetes, Helotiales, Sclerotiniaceae.